AUGUCAUUUGGUUUUGACACAAAUUUGAUUGGGCAACGAGCGAUAAAUUUCCGCUGCCUGUUGGGCUAAGCUCUAUAUAAGGCUCUCACCAGCAAUUUUCAUUGUUACAUCGUUUCACGAGAGACUAACGGGUGAAAGGAUGCAGAACCACAGAUUUCAAGACACUUUCCCUCGGUCUUCUCCUUCCCAUUUCCUCUGGGAAAAAAUGCAUGGGCUCUUCUUUGUCCUGCUUACAUGCACAGUGGGUGCCUCUGCUUUCAGGCUCCAGCAAGGGAAAAGCACAGAAAACUGCCCAGAUCACAUCAUCUCUUUCCAACACUACUAUGAACUGCAUGGAGAACCUGUGGUUCUGAAAUGCCCUUCCCCCAGAUACAAACAUCUGGAUUUUUCUUCCUUGACCCAUAAUAUCACAUGGUACAAAAAUGAUUCAAAAACCAUGAUAUCAGGAAGAGGUGAAGAUCCAAGAAUCUGGGCAAAAGGAGAUGCACUCUGGUUUUUACCAGCAAGGCAAGAAGACUCAGGAGUGUAUGUCUGUACGAGAAGGAACAACUCCUACUGUGCCGAGGUGUCCAUCCACCUCACCGUUGUGGAGAAGACAGCUGCUCGAGACAUCGCUUAUAUGCAGGUCCUCUUCACUUUUACCUCUGGAAAGAUCGUUUGCCCUGACCUGUGGGAGUUUACAUCGAAUAUAACCAGUCUGGAGCUCAAGUGGUACAAGGAUGCCCUGCUUUUGGAAGACAACGGUGAAAAAUUUGUGUUUCUGAAAGGCUCGAAUUCCCUGAUCUUCACUUCUGUAUUGCCAACAGACUCUGGCUACUACACCUGCAAGAUGUCUUUCCCGUACGAAGGCGUAACGUACGAGAUCACCAGAACAAUCCAGCUGCAGACAGUGGAACAAGAAAAGAGAAUUACCCCCAUAAUCGUGUAUCCAACUCAAAAGACAACAUCAGCUGCUCUUGGCUCCAAGAUGACUCUCCCUUGUAAAGUAUUUGCUGGACUGAGCAGGCAUAUCGAUACUGACGUGGAAUGGUUAGCAAAUGACACCAUCAUUGAUGUGGUUUACAAGCAAAACAGAGUUACAGAGGGAGAACGACAAGAAACCACAGAAAAUGGUGAGAACUUCAUUGAAGUGCCACUGAUUUUUGAAUCUGUCGAAGAAGUGGAUUUUUAUACAGACUUUAAGUGUCUGGCACAGAACAGAUACGGAUCCCAAGUACUGCCAACAAGGGUCAAGCAGGAAGCUGUUGGCUUGUCCUGGUACAUUGCAGUGAUCCCAGUCGCAUUGGCCUGUGUCAUCUUAGGGGCGAUAUUUGUACACAAGUGCUGGAAGCAGAGAGCUGAUAAAGGAUACAUGAUGGCAAAGGUUUAAGAUCUGCUUUAUUCUCCAACUGCCAACAGUGAAAAAUUCAGCCUGGCUGACUUCCACGUGAGACACAGAGACAUGUUUCAGGCUAGACGUACUGCUUUCUCACCGGAUGGAUGUAUAUCAGCUUUUUUCUUCUUCAUGUCUUCCAUGAUCUGAAUAAAUUAGAAAUACAAGUUUGUGUAAAAUGCUGCCUAGAUGCAGGAAACUCACUUCUAUUAUUUUGCACCUAGGCUGUGGUUUGUAGCAUUUUGAAACAUGGUGUCCCAGGUACGUGCCCUUGUUAUGAGAAGAACGGUAAGAAAAAAGAGAUGGUCUCACCCUUUGUAAAUUCAAUAGCCUUAUCCUUUGAAAAAAGGCAAAACAAAACAACUAGAACCUGAAAAACAGAAACUAAGAAAGCUUGCUCCAGAAGAGCUAUUCCACGCCAGAGUGAUAAGAAUUUUCCUUGUGCACCCAAACUCAAUUUAUGUUUCUUCAGUCUACAAAACAGCUGUGUUUUUGUUUUUGUUUUUUUUUUUUCCAUUUUCCAGAUCCAAAUUCAGUUGUCAUGACAACGGUACUUCUAUGAUUCUAUGAACUUUUCCACAGAAAAUCUCUCUCUCUCUCUCUUUUUUUUUUUUUUUUUAACAACUUGGAUUAUUCCUUGCUUAAAUGAGUGCUUUCAGAAUAUUCCUCUCCAAGAGAUAACUACCUCAGCGUAACAGAUAAUUGUACACUGGAGAAUUUGUUUCUGUUUUUUCUACAAACAUCUCAUGGCUACAGAACUGUAGGCAGCUGUAACAUGUUGUUAUCUUUGCCAAGAAAAGGAUUUGGAGGAUGUUUUAAUGUUUUGAAAGUCAUUCGACUAGUACUAAUAAAAUUUUAUUCCUGGAAGUGAUUCAACAGAUUACCAGUAAUAAGGUACAGUCUUGCCCUUCUGUGCUUCUAACUUUUAUUGCUGGAUGUCUCCUUCUCUCUGAUAUAAGUAUGAAAGUCUGGAAUAGAUUCCUGUAAACAAUGAGUCUGCACCAGUCUCAGACUGGUGUAGGUUUGGGAACCACGUAUCCUCUGAAUUGAAGUAUGCAGUCUGAUUAAUCACGAUGCAGAAUGGUGCCUAUUUAGUUUCGUGUAACUGGAUUCAAGUCUUCACAUAAAACUGAAGGGAGCAAUAAAUAAAUAAGUAACCAUGCUGUACUUUGAGGAUCAAAAUGAGUAGAAUGCCUUGGUUACUUCCUCUUCCGAGCAGAUAGUGGAGAAAUAAUUCCAUCGUACAUGGUGCAUGUCUUCAUCUGUAUUGAAGGGGAAGAGAUCCAGUUUUAAGGUUUAGUUUGUUACAGAUCCAUAACUGACACCUCUCACAGACACUGAAGAAAAAGCUGUUUCUUUAGGAAAACCAGCCUGGAGGUUUUUUGAAAAAAUAAUCAGGAAAAAAAUAAUCAGGAAAAAUGUUGGCUCUAAAGAAACAACUUUGUAAAGUAAGAAUGUUAGAAUUGUGUGUAGUCCUGCAGACCAGAGAGAUGAACUUCUCUCAGACAUCUGGGAGAAGUCAUUGUCAAUCUCCUUUCCACCUCCACUUACAGCUGGUUCUGAAUUUAGCCCAAGAAAUAUUUGAAGAAUUUUAAAGACUAGGAUGUGGCUUGAAUUAGGAAACUCUUCAGGCUAUUAGCAAGAACCUUCACAACUUAUGAAAUUUAAGACAAAAUUUCCCUUUAUACAUUCUAAAUGUUCGCUGAAAAGAUACAGGAGUUGAAUUUCUGACAUGGUUUGUGUCAAUGGCAACCAGACAAGACAACAGGAAUUAUUGUUUCCAAGUGCAGGAUGCUAAAGACGACAAGAAAUGAUACAUAGAUUUUAUGGGCAGAUGCAAAAAUGUGGCUGAACGUGUCGAAAAAAGUCAGCCUACUUGGAUAUUUGUUCUUUGAAGGAAGAAAAAUGCUGAAUAUAGUUGGAAGGAACAUGAAAAAAGAGAAAGUUUUAGGUACAUCAGGAAUCCUGAUUUUUUUUUUUCUCCAGCAAUCGUUAUUCUAUAAAUAGAUAACAAAAUAGGUUUGACAAUAAGUAUAACCUUUCAAAAAUGUGGUUUGCUCUUUCCAUCCAUCUAUAUCCUCCCAGAGUAGCAUGAUAACACAUCUGGCUGUGGGAACAGGGUUGGAUUACACUAAGUAGUGGAAAAGAAGUAGAACGUUUUGUAUAUGGAGUAUUGAUGUCAAAAGAAAGUUAAAUACCUCAGAUCCUCCUCCACACUAGAGAAGGAGAAGGAAAUGUGAAUAUGAGAUAAAAAUUGGGCAUGCAGGGAGCUGCCCCUACAUACUCAAUGGUGUCUUGAAUACAAGGGGAAUGUAAAGAAACAAAGAUUUACUCUUUAAUGAAGUAAGUGAUACCCACUUUAACUAUUGGUACAGUAAUUUUCUGAAGGCUUUCAUGGUAUCUAGACUUGUUCAAAUAAACUACAGUAUGUACAUAUUUUACAGGUAGAUUUGUUCAAAUGAACUGCACGAUGUAAAUGUUUUACUUUGAUUUCGUUUUGUUAUAAGCAAGUGAAAUACAUUCUACAUUGUUCUUGUAAAUACUACAUAAAAAGAAAUAAAACAAACAAACAACACACACAAAAGAAA
Anas platyrhynchos (mallard) is the source of this 3960-nucleotide messenger RNA. Its product is annotated as interleukin-1 receptor type 2. NCBI's taxonomy places the organism in Eukaryota, Metazoa, Chordata, Aves, Anseriformes, Anatidae. Gene Ontology annotation, molecular function: interleukin-1 binding; interleukin-1, type II, blocking receptor activity. The record is from RefSeq and is a predicted model, not a curated record.